AUGUCUACCGACUACUCGAAAGAGCUCAACGUUGCCCUCCUCGCUGUCCAACGCGCUGCUAUCCUCACCAAGCAGGUCUUCCACAGCCAUGCCAAGGGCACUCUCAACAAGUCAGAUGCUUCGCCUGUCACCAUUGGCGACUUUGGUGCCCAAGCACUGAUCAUCGCUGCCAUCAAGGCCAACUUCCCCGACGACGAGGUUGUUGGUGAAGAGGAGGCCAAGGACUUGCGCGAGAAUGCCGACCUCAAGAAGACUGUAUGGGAUCUGGUUCAGGCAGCCAAGCUUGACGACGAUGCUGCCGAGAAGACCCUCGGAGGCCCCAUUGAGAGCGACGACCGCAUGCUCGACGUUCUUGACAUGGGUGCUAGCCAGGGUGGAAACAAGGGCCGUAUCUGGGCUCUUGAUCCUAUCGACGGUACCAAGGGUUUCCUCCGUGGUGGCCAGUAUGCAGUCUGCCUCGCCCUCAUGGUCGAUGGCGACGUCAAGGUUGGUGUCCUUGGAUGCCCUAACCUUCCCAUCGACGACAGCGCUCCUUUGACCGAAGACCUUGGUGCCAAUGCCACUGAUGCUGAGGGCAAGGGUGUCCUCAUGUCUGCUAUCCUCGGCAAGGGCGCCGACAGCCGUCCUCUGACCCGUGGUGCUCUCAAGUCCGCCACUCCUAUUUCCAUGAAGACCGUUGACCAGCUUAGCAACGCUACCUUCUGCGAGUCUGUUGAAGCUGCCCACAGCGCUCAUGGUGACCAAGCUCAGAUUGCCUCCAAGCUCGGCAUCACCAAGCCCUCUGUCCGCAUGGACUCGCAAGCAAAGUACGCCAGCAUUGCUCGUGGCGCUGGUGACAUCUACCUCCGUCUCCCCGUCAAGAAGGACUACCAAGAGAAGAUCUGGGACCACGCUGCUGGUGACCUGAUUGUGCGCGAGGCUGGUGGUGAGGUCACCGAUGCUCAAGGCAAGCGUCUUGAUUUCUCAGUUGGCAGAACAUUGAAGAACAACAAGGGUGUUGUUGCUGCACCCAAGGCUAUUCACGCCAAGGUCCUUGAGGCUGUCACCAGUGUGCUCUCGGCCAAGCAAUAG
Aureobasidium melanogenum CBS 110374 is the source of this 1071-nucleotide messenger RNA. Its product is annotated as 3'-phosphoadenosine 5'-phosphatase. The record is from RefSeq and is a predicted model, not a curated record. The coding region runs from base 1 to 1071 and encodes 356 amino acids. NCBI's taxonomy places the organism in Eukaryota, Fungi, Ascomycota, Dothideomycetes, Dothideales, Saccotheciaceae. The transcript has a single exon. Gene Ontology annotation, molecular function: 3'(2'),5'-bisphosphate nucleotidase activity. Gene Ontology annotation, biological process: sulfate assimilation; phosphatidylinositol phosphate biosynthetic process.